AGACAUCUAAUAUUGACGUUUCGAUUUCGAUUCGACGUUUCAUUUUGGGGGCGGGUAUCGCCACUUUAAUGUUCUAGCGAAUUUAGGAAAAAUGAGAUAAUUUAGCAUUUUAUGUUAGUUUGAGGAUAUAAAAAUAUUUCAUUAAACUAAUGUUACUAUCUACAACACCUUAGGUUUCUAUCAAGAUGAUUGGGGGCCUGUUCGUGUACAACCACAAGGGCGAAGUCCUGAUAUCACGGGUGUACCGUGAUGAUAUCGGACGGAAUGCCGUGGAUGCGUUCAGAGUGAACGUGAUCCAUGCAAGGCAGCAAGUGCGCUCGCCCGUCACUAACAUCGCUAGAACUUCCUUCUUUCAUAUUAAGAGAGCCAAUAUCUGGCUGGCAGCUGUGACCAAGCAGAAUGUGAAUGCUGCUAUGGUGUUUGAGUUCCUGUUGAAGAUUAUAGAUGUGAUGCAAUCUUACUUUGGCAAGAUCUCGGAGGAGAACAUCAAGAACAACUUUGUGCUUAUCUACGAGUUGUUGGAUGAAAUCUUGGACUUUGGUUACCCUCAGAACUCGGACACAGGAGUCCUGAAGACAUUCAUUACCCAGCAGGGAAUUAAAUCUGCAUCCAAAGAAGAACAGGCUCAAAUCACUUCACAAGUGACUGGUCAAAUUGGAUGGCGUCGCGAAGGCAUUAAAUACAGACGCAAUGAGCUCUUCCUGGAUGUACUGGAGUAUGUCAACCUCCUCAUGUCUCCUCAAGGUCAAGUGCUGUCAGCUCAUGUUGCCGGAAAAGUAGUGAUGAAGUCCUAUCUGUCUGGCAUGCCCGAGUGCAAGUUUGGUAUCAAUGACAAGAUUGUCAUGGAAGCUAAGGGGAAAGGCAAUGGAGGUAUCUCCGGUAACACAGACAGCGACCCGGCGCGCUCCGGCAAGCCCGUGGUCGUGAUAGACGACUGCCAGUUCCACCAAUGCGUGAAGCUCAGCAAGUUUGAGACGGAACACUCCAUCUCCUUCAUCCCUCCUGAUGGCGAAUUUGAGCUUAUGAGAUACCGCACAACCAAGGACAUAUCCUUGCCUUUCCGUGUAAUUCCCUUGGUCCGUGAAGUGGGUCGCACCAAGAUGGAAGUAAAAGUGGUAUUGAAGAGCAACUUCAAGCCUUCCUUGCUUGGCCAGAAGAUCGAGGUCAAGAUACCAACUCCGCUGAACACUAGUGGAGUCCAGCUCAUUUGUCUGAAAGGGAAAGCGAAGUACAAGGCUUCGGAGAAUGCUAUUGUUUGGAAGAUAAAGCGUAUGGCUGGUAUGAAGGAAACACAGCUGUCUGCUGAGAUCGAGCUGCUGGAGACGGAUACCAAGAAGAAGUGGACUAGGCCACCAAUCUCUAUGGGAUUCGAGGUGCCCUUCGCACCAUCUGGGUUCAAGGUCCGAUACUUGAAAGUGUUCGAGCCCAAGCUGAACUACUCCGACCACGAUGUGAUCAAAUGGGUGCGCUACAUCGGACGCUCAGGACUCUACGAGACGAGAUGCUAAACGAAUACUGGUUACAAUGAAAUGCACGAGCUAAGUGGUUCAACGGACACAGUAAUGGCGUGUUACAUAAUAUAUUUUUUUGUAUAUAAUUUCAUAUGCAUCGAGAGAUUCCUUCAAUGAGUUCUAUUUUUUUAUUUUCUAAUUAAUAUUUUACUGUCUAAUAUGUAUGCGUAUACGUUAUCAUUAAUCGUAAUUUUAUGUAAUACAAUUUAAUUUGAAAAUAUUGGUAAAAGACAUUAUUUAGUCGCGUCAUUUCAUUAUGUUUUAGGAAUGAUAGACAGAAGGUCACAGUAGUGUCGUAUUUUAUUAUGCAAUGCGAUUAUUAUAUUCAUAAACUUUCUUAAUUAUUGACCAGUGCCAGUGCAAUAAUACACUCAAUCUUAUAUGGUACAUAAAGAAUAUUGUGACCCAUUUAUAACUUGAGAUUAACAAACUGACAAAAUGUGUUAAAACGGUCAAAGUUUAUGGACCUUUUCUGUCUCAUAUAUCCUAUAAACAAUUAAUUUUUAUAUCAAUUAAUAAUCAAAGUUGAAUUAAUGUCUCAAAUAGGCUGCAUUUUUUUAUAAUUUUAUGUUUGUACAUUAUAUUUCUAUCGUAGAAUCUCAUAAUCGUAUCGUAACAUUCGCUUGUAAUAUUCGCCCUUACCGACAGUUUGUGUGGGGAAGAAAUUGUUGAAAAUGUAACUCCCCUGGGCGAUGUUGAUUAUUUACUAUAAAACGAGAUCUGUACCCUUGUUUCCCCUAUAAUCAAACAAUAAGUUAAAAUAAAUGAUCUAAAUUCAAGUAACGCCUAUAACUAUCGAAUGAAUGAACCUAAUUGGAUACAUCUGUUUUGGGCGUUAGGCAAAAGGGGAUUACACAUCGGGAAACAGCAACCGGGCGAAGC
Messenger RNA from Spodoptera exigua (beet armyworm), 2393 nucleotides. NCBI's taxonomy places the organism in Eukaryota, Metazoa, Arthropoda, Insecta, Lepidoptera, Noctuidae. The record is from the annotation of a GenBank genome assembly.